UUUGCAGUGUUUGAGGAGAGAGAAAACAAUUGCAAAUAUUGCAAUGAAGUAUUGAAAAUUUUUUAAUUAUUGUUAAUUUCACAUCACUUCACAUAUACAUAUAAAUAAAGUGUUAAAAAUGUUAACUCGAAGAGUUGCAUUAUUGCAACAAUGUUCACGUUUAAAGACAAUUUAUUCACGAAAAUCAACAAAAGCAAAACUCGAUCAAACAGAAUUAGCUUUCCCAGAAAAGUUAAGAUUUCCCAUGCCAAAACCAAAACUUCAAAAGACAAAACCAUUUUUAAAAGAGCUUUUCGUUGGGAAAUUUGAUGCUGAGAUGUUGACAUAUCCCGAGCCACAACCCGAUCAGCGUUCAAAUGAAUUUAACGAUUGGUUGAGGCCAAUUGAGGAUUAUGUGAAAACACUUGACGGUGAAUGGAUUUAUAAUAGUCGAUCAUUUUCUGAGGAAAUGCGUGAAAAAUUGAAAGAAUUUGGAAUCUACGGCGGUCGAAUACCAUAUGAAUACGAUGGACUCAAUUUAUUAGAAUCCGAGUAUCUUCGUCUUAUUGAAGUUCUCUCAACAAUACCAAAAUUGGGUAUUAAUUUUAUACAAUGCAAUAAUUAUCCAGUUGAAUUAUUAAAAAAAGAUGGUACAAUUGAACAAAAACACAAAUAUCUACGACAAAUUGCAAGUGGUUAUUAUUGUCCAAUAGUUUGCGCAAACGAAAGCAACGAUCGAAUUGAUCCUGAAUGUUUAAAUACAAAUGCUCGUUUGUCGCACGAUGAGAAAUCAUGGAUAUUAUCGGGACAAAAAUUAUUUGUACAACAGGACAAUAAUGCAAAUCUAUUUAUUGUUUAUGCAGUUGCACGCGUUGGUGGCGAUAGACGAUGUAUUCCUGAGACAUUGUCAACAUUUAUUGUUGAAAAAACAACACCGGGAGUUGGUGAAUUAAUAUCCGUUAAAUCGCCAUGGUUGGGAAUGGAAAAUAUGUUUUCAGUGAAUUUCAAUGAUGUCGUUAUUCCUUAUGAGAAUAUUAUUGGUGAAGUGGGAAGUGGUGUGCAAUCAUUGGAGAAUUAUUAUACUCGUGAUUUACAUUUUUCAACGGGUGUUUAUAUUAGUUGUUUAAAAAAUUUUUUAAAUUCAUUAAUUAAACAUGUGAUUCGUUAUGAUAUGCAUGAACGUGAGGGGAUAAAAAGAAUUAUUUCCAAUAUUUCAACUUCAAUUUAUGCAAUGGAAAGUAUUGCUUAUUUAACGACAUCAAUCGCCGAUUUGUAUGAGGGUCAGGAUUUAAUUGUGGAACAAGCUAUUGCAAAGGAAUAUUGUAGUAAAGAAUGCAUUGCUAGAUUAACUGAAGGAUUUCAAAUUUUAGAUGCACAUCUCUGUGCAACUACUUUUCCAUUCGAACAGGUCAUAAGAAAUCAAAUGUUUGCAUUGCAAAAUAAUUGCGAUUUAAAAACCUAUAUUGGAUUAUUGGGAGUUCAAUAUGCUGGAGUUUAUUUUGGCGAUGAUGUGAAAAAGAUGCGUAAUCCUUAUGAUUAUCCUGGACAUUUUCUUAAAAAAGUAUUUGGACGCGAAGAAAAAUUUCCAUCACUUAAUCUACUAGAAAAUCUUCAUCCUUCAUAUGAAAAUUAUAUUGGCCUUCUUGAAGAAUCAAUUGGAAGAAUAAAGAAAAGUAUCAGAGAAAUUUUAAUUCGACAUGGCGCUGAAACGGUGACCAAGGAAAUUGAUAUGCAUCGUAUUAGUGAAAUGGCGUCUUUAAUUUAUGCAAUUACCGCAUGUUUUGGACGUGCAUCACGUUCAUAUUGCAUUGGUCUUGAAGGUUCAGAUUUUGAAAUGCAAACAGCUAUUGCCUUUUCAUAUGACGCCUAUUAUAAAAUUAAAAGUCUCUAUGAACAAAUUGACGAUGGCGAUAUUUGCAAUGGCAAUAUUUAUUAUCCUACUAUUGCAAAUCGUAUGUACGAAUUGAAAAAGUAUAUGUUGGAAAAUCCUUUAAAGAAAAAUUGGUAAAAAUGUUUACACUGUUUUUUUUUUUUGUACAAUUUUAUAAAUUAUUUCAAAGAUUUCUUUGGAAAAAUGUGAAAAAAAUAUUUAAUUUUUACACGUUCAAUGAGAGAGGAUUUUUGUUUGUAUUUCAUUUUUUUUUAAUUUUUAAAAUUUUAUUGAUUGAAUUAAUUUUGAUAAUUAUUGAGUUGAUUUCUGAAUUUAUUAGUAUUAUAAUUAUUUUCCAAUAAUUUUUGGAAAACAAUUCCAUAUUAAAAAAAAGCAAUUUUCAAAAAUUGCACUUGCAUUUUAAAAUGAGAAUAUGUAAAUAGUAAAUUUAAAUUAUGUAGCGAAUAAGUAAUUUGAUUGAAAUAAAACAAAAAAGUAAUAAUUUUUCAA
Leptopilina boulardi is the source of this 2359-nucleotide messenger RNA. RefSeq names its product complex I assembly factor ACAD9, mitochondrial. The record is from RefSeq and is a predicted model, not a curated record. Gene Ontology annotation, molecular function: acyl-CoA dehydrogenase activity; flavin adenine dinucleotide binding. The transcript is spliced from 3 exons. Bases 119 to 1987 code for a protein of 622 amino acids. NCBI's taxonomy places the organism in Eukaryota, Metazoa, Arthropoda, Insecta, Hymenoptera, Figitidae.